AACCAGGUUCGUAAAUCCAAUGAUUGUUGGGUAGAGUACGGGCCUCAACGUACUUGAACCGAGUUGAUAUGCCUGGACCGGACUGGACGGAGCAUAACCCAGUUCUUAAACAGGAUUAGGUUUUUGAUUGCAAAUUUGGACCGGAUUCAAUUUCCAAUCCUUCUUUUCCUAGUUCCUCCAACCGGACGAAUCCCUCUCCCAAUUCCUUUAUCGAUUCCCCUUUGCCAUUUGCGUUUCACGUUCGGUUGCCGCGCCUUGCAAUGUAUAUAGCCGGUGCCUCCUAAGGCUUAGACGGCGGCUUAUUCCUCCAUUCUCCGGCCGUCAAAGAACUCCAUCUCCUUCGGAACCCCAACCCUAACUCUAAUUCCCUCUCCUCCUCUCCUCCCAUGGCGUCCUCCUCCUCUUCCACCGGGAGCGAUCUUGAUGAGGCCUUCGACGAGGACAUGGAAGCCCUGAGGAGGGCCUGCAUGCUGACCGGUGCCGACCCCGUCGCCGUCGACGACUCCGGCUCCGAUUCCUGCGGGGAGAGCAGCGACACUGACGACGUCGAUCUCCUCCGCCGCCUCCAGGAGCGGUUCUAUGAUCCCUCCUCGGAUGCCGAUUCCCUGCCCCUCAUCAAACCCCUCAUCUCUCUCCCGCCUCCCGAUUCUGAUGAGGAAGAUGAUUUUGAAACCCUACGUGCCAUCCAGAAGAGGUUCACUCAGUAUGAGAGCGAUGCCGCUGGAAGGAAAUCUCAAAACUUCAUACAAGAUACUGAGAUAGUUGUUGCUGAUAUGACGUAUGGGCAAGAAACUCGUAAUAUAUUGCCCAACAAUGGAAAAAACAUGGCACCGAGCGAAGAGCUUCUUGCUUCUGGUUUCACUGAACGUGCUGAGGAUGAAGCGAGCAAUGUGAAUUUUAGGGGUUUCAUGAAAUAUCAGUUCCCAAAGUCUGCGAAGUUCUUUGUUGAUGCCCUCAAGAAGAACAGGUCAUGCCAGAAGUUUAUUAGGAGGAAGCUGAUAGAAAUUGAAGCAAAGAUUGAAGAAAAUAAGGAACUGAAAGAACGCCUUAAAUGUCUUAUGGACUUUCAGGUUGCCUGCAAAAGGAAAGCAGGGCGCAUAUUAAGUCAGAAAAAGGAUCCUCGUGUCAGGCUAAUUUCAAUGCAAAAGCCAAGGACCAUUAAAGAUUCCAAGGCCAGUUAUAAAAAGGUUCCUGCCUUAUUUUUUGGCCCAGCUGAGAACUCCCAUGUAUCCAAAUAUAAGAUGGUACUUAAGACUUUCCCAUUCUCACUUAGAAAACAAAAAUGGUCAAACAUGGAAAAGGAGAAACUUGCGAAGGGUAUAAAGCAACAAUAUCAAGAGAUGCUUAUUUUGAGUUCGAUGAAUUGUGAGAGUGAUAUAGAUUCAAAUUUAAUGUCUGCACUAUCAAGCAGUGAUCUUGACAUCACACCAGAAAAAAUAAGAUCUUUCUUACCAUUAGUCAAUUGGGAUCGGCUGGCUUCUAUGUAUAUCACAGGCCAUUUUGGUGCAGAGUGUGAAGCAAGGUGGUUGAACUGUGAAGACCCAAUGGUUAAUCACAACCCAUGGACCAUACUGGAGGAUAAGAAGCUUCUAUUUAUUGUCCAGGAAAGUGGGGUUUAUAAUUGGAUUGAUAUUUCAAUUGCAUUGGGAUCAAAUAGAACUCCCUUUCAGUGCCUGGCACGUUACCAACGGAGUCUUAAUCCUCAUAUUCUGAACAAGGAUUGGACAGAAGAUGAAGAUGCUAAACUUCGUGCAGCUGUAGAAAGUUUUGGUGAUAAUAACUGGCAGCUUGUGGCUUCUAAUCUAGAAGGCCGCACGGGUCCUCAAUGUUCUAAUAGGUGGAGAAAAUCCCUGAACCCUGAUAGGAGAAAGGUGGGGAGGUGGUCUGUGGAUGAGGACAAGCAUCUGAAAGUAGCAGUAAUGCUUUUUGGGGCCAAAAAUUGGAAUAAGAUAGCUCAGUUUGCCCCUGGUCGGACACAGGUUCAAUGCAGAGAAAGGUGGCUUAAUUGUCUAGAUCCAUCUUUGAAUCUGAAAGCAUGGACUGAAGAAGAAGAUGCCAAGCUAUUGGCAGCAAUAGCUGAACAUGGAUAUUGUUGGUCGAAGGUUGCAACUUGUGUGCCUCCACGUACUGAUAGCCAGUGUAGAAGGAGAUGGAAGGUUUUACUUCCUCAUGAAGUACCAUUACUACAAGCUGCUAGGAAGAUGAAGAGAACUGUUCUUAUAUCCAAUUUUGUGGAUCGGGAGAGUGAACGGCCGACAAUUGGUCCCAAUGACUUCACGCCACUUGUAAAUUUUUCGGAGGCUGAAAAUGAUGAUGGUACGAGACCUAGAAAGAAAAGAUCGAGUGAUAAUCAACCCAAGAAGUCUAGGGUUAAGUCCAAGAGAUCUUUUAACGAGACUUCUACAGCAGAUGGUGUGAUAAAUAUUUCUACCAAUGCGGUUCCUGCUGACUCAGCUCUUGUUUGUGGCAUCAAUUCUAAUACUGCUGGUGGUGGGAGCAGUAAGAGGUCAAGGAAGAAAAAAUCAAGUGAUGAUCAACCUAAGAAGUUGAGAGCUACAUCAAGCAGAUCUGUUAAAGAACAUGUUACAGCAGAUGGAAUGGUAAAUUCUUCUGCCGAUAAAGUUCCUUCUGACAAAUCUCUUGUACAUAUUGUAAGUACUACUACUGCUGAAAGUGGGAGAAUUAAGAGGACAAGGAAGAAGAUGCUAAGUGGUGAUCAACGCAAUAAUUCAAUGGUCAAAUCUAGAGAAUCUUGUAAAAAAAAUAUAAUGGCUGAUGGCAUGGUUAAUUCUUCUACUGAAACAGCUCCUGCUGACUUAUCUCUUGUACCUAGUGCAAAUUCUAAUACUGCUGAAAAUGGGAGCAUUAAGAGAACUGGCAAAAGAACAUCAAGUGAUAAUCAACCCAAUCAGUCAAGAGUUAAAUCAAGAAGGUUUGUUAAACUAAAUCUAGAGACAGAUGCUAUGGUAAAUUCUACUGGUGAUAUAGUUCCUGCUGGCUUAUCUGCUGUGCCUAAUGUAAAUUUUAGUACUGCCGAGUGUGGGGGCAAUAAAAGGACAGCUCAGAGAACAUUGAGUUGUAAUCAACACAAUAAAUCUAAAGCUAAGUCCAGAAGGUUUCAUGAAGAAAAUAGAACAACAGUUGACACGGUGAUAGAUUCUUAUGCUGAUACCAUUCCUGCUGAUGCAUCUCUUGUACCCAUUGUAAAUUCUAAUAAUGCUGAAAGUGGGAACAUUAAAAGGACAAGGAAGAAAACCUUAAGAGGACCCGAAGCUGAGGCUCAAAAGGUGGCCUCCUAGUAAGUUUAACUUGAGUGCUACUCAUCUUCUUAUGCGAUGGUCCACUGCUGAUGCUAUCCAAGAAGUCUAGUGCUGAAAGAGAUGUCCGACAGAAAAUAAAGUAACAGAUAGUGUGGUGAAUUAUCCUGAUGCUGAAAAUAUUAGCAACGGUUCACUUAUUUCAAGGUUAGGGUCUCCAGCUGUUGGAAUUAGGAGUGCCAAGAGGGUAAGAAACCAAACAUUAAGAGGAACUGUGGCUAGUAAUGAAAGGGUGCACUCUAACAUGAAUUCCAGAACAAGCUACCCGAGUGCUAGGGCAAGAAGAGAGAUCUCUAGAAGAACUUUCUUUGACAGAUAGUAUCAUAAAAGGAAACAAUAUCAUUUCAAUGGAGAAAGGGUCAGCAAAUGUGAUUCUCGAAAAGCCUAUUUUUAGUGAACUACCAGAGGCUAACAGGGUAGUGUGUCAGCUGGAACAUGGAAUGCUUGAUGUCAUAGGAACUGGUGCUCCUGAGGGUGAAACAAACACUAAUGAAGUUCCCCAAUUGAACACAGAAAAAGAAAUUCAUUGUGAAGAAGAUACUAGAGCUGGAGAGUAUGAUGCAUUACUUGUUCCCAUGUCGCUUAGCAAGGCGAAAAGAAGACGAGAAUGCUUGGAUAACCAAGUUGUAGCGCAGAAUGCUGGGGACCCUUUUGAGAUUAAUGGCAUUGAGAAAAUGAAGACAAAAAAAUGGCUCGAGGUGAUUCAUGGCAUGGAUGAAAAUUUCCAAUCAGCUGACUGCCAUAAAGCUCUGGAGCUUCUAAACAAUUCAGCUUCUGAGACUGCAGACUGUCAUGGGAUUGUUGUGAUGGAGGCGGGUCCAUGGAACCCUGCUAAUCAAGGAAAAGGAUUUCUUGCCAUGAACAAGUAAAUGAGAAGAUGCACGAAGGAUGGGAGUCAUGCCAAUUUCUUUGCAAAUUGGAAUCUGAGAUUACUUAAUUCUAUGAACUUGGAACAGAAGGAUUUGUAAACAUUAGGCAUUAGGCAAUGACAUGAAUCAACAGAUGGAAUGGUGAAGGAUGACGAGACUGAAUCUCAGUACUGUGAGUUCUGAAAACUGCGCUGUGGGCAUGCAUUUGGAUUUUGAAACAAUCAGUUUUUUGCAGGUCCAACAACUGUUGUUGCAGUGCCAACAUCAUGUAUUUAAUUGAUGCACCAUUGAUGAGAGUUGUCGUUGCCCUUUUUCUGGUUGAAUGCUGUGUAGAAAUACACAAGCUUUUUGUCUUUACAAACAGGGGCUAGCCAAGGGUUUUGGAGGGCUCUUGAUGAUGCACUUUCUUAAUGCAAUCCAGCGGCUGUCAGCCUAAUAGUGGAUAUUUGAUGGUGACUAGAGGUGCAUAUGGAGCUCAAAUAGAUAGAACCACAGUGGCAAUGCGAAGGAAUACACGAUUGAUCUAAGAUAUUAGAAGGUUCGCGGUUUGCUAAGAAACUGCUGAGAAAAGGUGAAGACAAAAAGGAAUUUCUGAGAGCUUGCAAUGUUAACGACUUUCCUGUCUCGUUGCUUUACAAAGGAAAAUGCAAGAAAAGAAAAGAAAAAUGAUUGACACAAAUUUUCGUUGUUUUUAUCUGUCCUUUUGUUUUCCCCCCUGCUUAUUUGACAUAUCUUUUGCGGCACUUAUCUUUUUCAACACUUUAUAUUUGAAAAUUCUUUGACUUGAAACAGUAAACUCAUGAAAAUCAAUGAAGUAAAAUCAAUCGUCUGGCAUGUUAACCCAAAAGGAAAAAAAGUUUGAUGUGACUCGAAA
Phoenix dactylifera (date palm) is the source of this 5060-nucleotide messenger RNA. RefSeq lists its product as uncharacterized. The record is from RefSeq and is a predicted model, not a curated record. Gene Ontology annotation, biological process: snRNA transcription by RNA polymerase II; snRNA transcription by RNA polymerase III. NCBI's taxonomy places the organism in Eukaryota, Viridiplantae, Streptophyta, Magnoliopsida, Arecales, Arecaceae. Gene Ontology annotation, molecular function: RNA polymerase III type 3 promoter sequence-specific DNA binding; RNA polymerase II cis-regulatory region sequence-specific DNA binding. Gene Ontology annotation, cellular component: snRNA-activating protein complex.